GAUAAUGGCCGAGACGACUAACCGGACAUUGUCCACAUCUGUUCGUGAAGACAGAGGUUUUGUAUCAGCUAAAACAGGGGAGAACUUGACUUUGCCAUGUUUCUAUGAAGGCAUUGUUGCUGCAAGGCUUUACUGGUAUAAGCAAACUGUUGGGCAGAAACCAAAUCUCAUCUCUACAUUCUAUAUGUAUAACAAAAACAUAGAUUUCUAUGGUGAAUUCAAUAACAAUUCACGCUUCACACUGAAUGCUGAAAAAGGGAAAGGUAAAAACCACUUGACCAUCACAGACUUACGCGUAUCAGACUCCGGUACUUAUUUCUGCAUAAAUUGCUAUCUAUACACGUUAGAAAUUUCCCAGAGCACUCUAGUCGACGUUAAGGGUUCAGAUCUGACAGCUUUAGUCCAUCAGUCAGCAUGUGAGACUGUCCAGUCAGGAGGCUUUGUGACUCUGAACUGUACAGUUCUCAAUGGGAGCUGUGAUGGAGAACACAGUGUUUACUGGUUCAAAAACUCUGAGGACUCUCCAGGACUCAUUUACACCCAUGGAGGCAGGAAUGAUCAGUGUGAGAGGAAACCCAACACACAAACACAAACCUGUGAAUACAACCUGCCAAUGGAGAGCCUGAAUCCUUCUCAUGCUGGGACCUACUACUGUGCUGUUGCCUCAUGUGGACACAAACAGUUUGGAAACGGGACCAAGCUGGACUUUGAGGGUGGCGUGGACUCUGGUUUCUUGGUGCAUUUCUCGAGUAUAGCUUUGACAUUCACCACCAUCCUGAGUGUUUUACUGGCUUUCUUAGUGUGCAUGAUGAACAAGAAAAACAGCUGCCAAUCAACAGGUAACUUGUACGGUUUGUAUCUUAUGGCUUGAUUUUGCAGAAUUUGGCCUUUGAUUAACCUGUUAAGCACCAAGCCUGUUUUUCAUGUUUCAGGCU
Trematomus bernacchii (emerald rockcod) is the source of this 935-nucleotide messenger RNA. RefSeq lists its product as uncharacterized. The coding region runs from base 5 to 871 and encodes 288 amino acids. Gene Ontology annotation, biological process: response to bacterium. Lineage: Eukaryota; Metazoa; Chordata; Actinopteri; Perciformes; Nototheniidae. The transcript has 3 exons. The record is from RefSeq and is a predicted model, not a curated record.